GAACUAAUUGGAGCUGAGCUGAAGUGAACUGAAAUUAAGUAAAUGUGAACAUGCCUUUAAUGAAUCAAAUAAAUACGAGUACUUGUAUAAUCUAAUAAGUACCUUCAACCUCCCUUUAUUCAUGCUUUGCAAUGUUUGGAAAUUUACAAUAUUUACUCGUAUAUUAUUCUAUUUGACCUCUUUGUUUAUGUAUAUGUUGAGCAAAAUAUAAUCACAUACAUAAAGUCUAUCCCAAUUUAAAUCUUCAUAGUACCUAGCUAGGUUUUUACAUUUUUGGAAUUUAGAGAUAUAAUUGGUCGAAAAUAUACAUUGACAACCGUAAAAACUAAAAAUGCGUUGAAACUAAUUGAGAACAGAUGAUUGAAAUAUUUAUUUACAUAACCUAAUAAAAUUAAUCUAAGUGAUUAUAUUUUUACAUAGGUCUCCACCGAUAGGCUGUUUCCCAGCAAAGACUAACGUGGGCAGUCAAUUACCAUUCUCAAUCUUAAGGCCAACAGCCUUAGAGACAGUGAGACGACUAAAUGUUGGUGGCAGUGACGUGAUUUCGGAAAUGGACUCCGGCGGAAUGUCACGGACAUGGUAUAACGACGCUAACUACAUCGGCGGGAAUUUCAAAGGUGCGAUCCCUAACCCAAACAGAACCCUGAUAACGGACAUCUCUUACACAAUAGUGCCCAAAUACACUGCACCCAACCUCGUGUACUGGACAGCCAGGAUCAUGGGUCCUUACAAUAACAGCUUUAAGUUGAAGAACAAUAUUACGUGGGCAUUUUCUGUGGAUUCUGGGUUUGACUACCUGAUUAGGCUCCAUUUUUGUGAGAUUGAUCCUAGUGUUACAAAUAGACGUCAAAGAGAGUUUGAAGUUUUGGUAAACAAUGAGCAGGCUGAUAAUGAGGUUGACCCCUUCCACUUGGGUAACAGUUUGCGGUCGACUCCGGUGUGUAAGGACUAUGUGACUUCCAUAUAUGAGGGUUCAAGCAAAGCUAGUCUAUCAAUUACUCUUCGUCCAGAUACUGGAAGUUAUCUCACGUAUCAUGAUGUGAUAUUAAAUGGAUUGGAAAUUUUCAAGAUGAGUCAACCAAAUGGGAAUCUUGCUGGGCCAAAUCCUGUUCUCCCCGGCGAUCCAAAUAGGCCCAAUAAGCCAAAUUCGUUACCACCAAGAGGUGGUACAAACUCUAAUCACUUAAUUGAAAUUCUGGUUGGUGUGCUAGGCAGCGUUGUUUUCAUAGCCUUAGUCAUUGCAUCGGCAUUUUGUUGGUUGUUGCGGGAAUCAAGCCAAAAUUACUGUAAGAGGCUCCUUCCAUCCAAUGGCUCCGGAUUCUCCUCCACCAGCAGCGGCGGCUCCUCAUUACCGUCUCAUCUUUGCCACUGCUUCACGUUGCAGCAGAUCAUGGUCGCAACAAACAACUUUGAUGAUCAUUUUGUCAUUGGCGUGGGUGGAUUUGGUAAGGUAUACAAAGGAUCCAUUACAAUAAAUGGUGGAACUGAAAUCAUGGUCGCAAUCAAGCGACUAAACCCAUCAUCUAAGCAAGGGGCUCUUGAGUUCCACACGGAGAUUGUGAUGCUAACAACACUUAGACACGUGCAUUUGGUGUCAUUGAUCGGAUUUUGUGACGAGAAUGGUGAAAUGGUUUUAGUCUAUGAUUACAUGCCUCUAGGAACCCUUCAGGAUCAUCUCUACCAUAAAUAUUCUUUUAGACACAGUGACAAAAUGGAUACCCCAAUAUAUGCUCCCAUGUCUUGGAAGCAACGACUCUUGACCUGCAUCAGGGCAGCACGAGGCUUACACUAUCUACACACGGGUACAGGGAGGGUUAUCAUCCACCGUGAUGUUAAGUCCACCAACAUCCUCCUAGACAAGAACUGGAUAGCCAAAGUCUCCGACUUUGGCAUAUCCAAAGUAGGCCCCUCUAUGAAAGAAGGGGCUCCUACAUAUGUUAGUACAAUAGUAAAGGGUAGCAUUGGUUACCUAGAUCCAGAGUAUAUUCGGCUGAAGCAACUCACAGAAAAGUCCGAUGUGUACUCAUUUGGAGUAGUGCUAUUUGAGGUCCUAUGUGCUCGGCCUGCAAUGAUGCCCUUAUUGCCAAACGAACAAGUAAAUUUGGCUAGGUAUGCAAAAAGAUGCUACGAAGAAGGUACCCUUCAUGAAAUUGUUGACCCUAAUGUAAGGGACGAGAUUGCACCAGUGUGUCUAAGGAAGUUCGGAGAGAUUGCUGAGAUGUGUGUGCGUGAUCAAGGGAGCAAACGACCCUCAAUGGAAGAGGUAGUAUGGUACCUAGAGUUUGCAUUGAAGCUUCAAGAAACUGAUGAAAACAACAAUGAAAUUACUACUAGUAGUAUUAUUCCUAAUUGACAAUGACAAUGGAAUGCGUCGUACUACCAGUGAUUUUGAGUUGAUCACCACCUCAUAGGAAAUAAUAAUCUCAUCCCAAACUAGUUCUAAUGAUCCUAUUAUAACUACAUACAUUUAUACAUCCCAAAGUAGUUCUCUUUAUAUCGUUAUCAUAAUUAAAUUGUAGGUAGUCAACAUUGCAUAAUCAAACUACAAACUAUUGGAUGAGGCAA
This is a messenger RNA of Chenopodium quinoa (quinoa), 2565 nucleotides long. Its product is annotated as receptor-like protein kinase FERONIA. The record is from RefSeq and is a predicted model, not a curated record. Lineage: Eukaryota; Viridiplantae; Streptophyta; Magnoliopsida; Caryophyllales; Amaranthaceae. Gene Ontology annotation, cellular component: plasmodesma; plasma membrane. Gene Ontology annotation, biological process: protein autophosphorylation. Bases 551 to 2353 code for a protein of 600 amino acids. The transcript is spliced from 3 exons. Gene Ontology annotation, molecular function: ATP binding; transmembrane receptor protein tyrosine kinase activity.